CCCGUGUUUACUGAUGCGGGGACGAGAGGCCUGCUACUGCCCCAGUAGAAUUGACGGCGCGCUCCUGUAGAUACACUCGCCAGUGAUGAUACCGACAACACUGCGUACACACGUGCUCCUUUGCGAUACCUGUCACACAUGACGUAAGGCUAUCUACCUGCGACUUUCGCUUUGGCAUUCAGGGAUUUACAAUUAUUUCCAAAAUGGAGAAACACAGGACGGAUGGAGUUAAAAAGAAAUCGGUGAAGUGCUCUCGGUACAAUGUUUUUGUUAUAGGCCUAUCGUUUUUUGUGGCAGCAGUGCUGGCCUCAUUGAUAUGGAGUCUGGCUUCCUAUCAUCAAACUCUCGUUCUUUUACAGAGUCGGGUGGCAAAACUCGAGGAUGAUCGCAUUAAUUACGAGAGAAAUAUUGAAAAUAUUGUGAAAGAAAGGGUGGACAUCGAAUUCAAGAAGCAUUUUGACAGUUUAUCUAGAGGGCAGGAGAAGCACAAGCGCGUGGCCCGUCAGGCCUCAUGUCCAUGUACACAAGGACCAAAGGGAGAAAAGGGAGAUACUGGAAUACGGGGUUAUCCGGGCAUGAAGGGGAUCAAGGGAUAUAAGGGCAGCAGAGGACCUAUGGGUUUCCGUGGUUACGCUGGAUUCCCGGGACCAAUAAGCGAGGGAAAUCAAGGUCCUCAAGGUGUACCUGGACUCAAGGGAGAGAAGGGAAUACCAGGCCCCAAGGGAGACAAGGGUAACGAGGGACUGCCUGGAUAUGAUGGUGCUAUUGGACCAAAGGGUAUCAAGCGGUCUGUACGAUUCCAUGAGGGCCUAAAUACAGGAUACAAAGAGAUCAUACCGCUCAAGGGAGGAGAAUAUGAAGUGAUCACAAUUAAGGGGGAGCCAGGAGUACCAGGUCAAGCAGGGGCUGAGGGACCAGCGGGACCCCCAGGACCCAAAGGCAAUCAAGGUCUGCCUGGUUAUGAUGGUAUGAAAGGAGACAAGGGAGAUUCAGGAGCCCCGGGACCACAAGGACCAAGAGGACCAUCUGGUAGAGAUGGGCGACCUGGAGCUCCAGGUGAAAUGGGUCUUCCAGGAUCGGCCGGACACAAGGGUGACCAAGGGGAGCGUGGACGACGUGGAAAAAGGGGUAAGAAGGGGAAGAAAGGCCGAUCUGGUCGGCCUGGGCCUAAAGGGGCUUCUGGCAAGCCUGGACCCUCAGGGGAAGCAGGUUCCAAAGGAGAAAAGGGGGAAAUCGGGAAAAAAGGGUUUCAGGGUGAGCGAGGUACUCCAGGCAUACCAGGGAAGGAUGGCAAGCCCGGGCCUAGAGGCAUUCCUGGUGUGAAGGGUGAGCUGGGUGAGGAAGGACCUCAGGGUCAGGUUGGUCGGGAUGGACUAAUCGGACCCCCAGGACUCCCAGGGCCCCCCGGAGAGCCAGGAAUUAUAGAGGGAAAAGGAAUGGAAGGCACCAUUAUUCAAAGGGUUCUGCCAGGACCUCCCGGCCCAGCUGGCCCUCAGGGACCUAUGGGACUAGAUGGUGCCCCUGGUAUAAAGGGAGAGCGAGGACCAGUGGGACCAAAAGGAGGGUCUGGAGGAAAAGGUGAUCGGGGCCUGACGGGACCAAUGGGAUUACCUGGAGAGGCAGGACCGCAAGGGGACAAGGGAUUUCAAGGAAACGAAGGCAGUGUGGGGCCAAUGGGCCCACCAGGACCAUCUGGUGCAGUGUUGACAACAGGAGGGGCAGAAGCAUGUACUUGUAAGGGAGAGAAAGGUGACAGAGGAAUCCGAGGAAAGCGGGGAAGAAGAGGAUUAAAGGGAGAAAUGGGGGAGACGGGAAGUCCAGGAUUGGAUGCUCCCUGUCCCAUAGGGAACAAUGGGCUCCCCCUCCCAGGGUGUGGAUGGAAUAAACCGCCCUUUGAGGGUCAGAAUGGAUGUUCUGUUGACCAAAAUGGUGUUACUGUACCAGGAUGUCCUUACAAUUAGCAUGUAGCAGUUAUACAGUGAGUAAGCACCAGAGAAGAUUAAACAGAUUAAACAACAUUAAGCUGUGUGAACUCUGUUCUUCACAUAGGAUAUUUCCAGGGCCAGUAAGGACAGCUACUCACUGUAGAACACUGAAUGGAUCAGUCACAUCAAAGGACUUUAUUUUCUGUGUAAUACCUAUUUUUAGCAUGGUCUUACCAGGGUUUUCUGUGUAAUACCUAUUUUUAGCAUGGUCUUACCAGAGUUUCUUUCCAUUCUUUGCUGGUGAUAUUUUACUUCAAAUGUGACAAAAAUGGAUCAAAUACUGCUACACACAUUACCUGCCAGUACUGAAAUUUGUUGAUUACACAAACAAUUCGAUUUUUUCUUGUUUUUUUUUCUGUUUCUUGCUCACUUUAGGGAGAAUGGGUUAAAACUUAUCGCCAGUCCAAAUAGUUUAACAUUUUCCUUAAAUUCAUAAUGAAGAAAGUGUUGCAGGCACAAAUUUAACCGCGAGGAAAAAUUACAAGCAAGUAGAAUAAUAUAGUCUUGGUGAGUUCGAGGACAGGUGUUCUAACAAGUGUUGUACCUGAUAUAGAACUGCCAUAUAAGGCCCUGAUAUAUGUAUAUAAGUUCUAACCUAUUUUUAAGUAAUAACCAGUGGAUAAGAGAUCAUGAGAACUUUAGAGAAACCUAUAAUAAUAUAGAAGAUAAGAUGGGUAUAUAUCAAAUUUGUUCCGAUAGGUGCUUCAAUAAAAAUGAAUUAUUUUUCUGUUUAGUAAUCCUAGAUAUUGGUAAAUUUCCACCAGGCUUUUUGUUCUGUUCUCCUUCUAACCCCUGGCAUUGAAGAUAGAUGAUAAAGUGUCUGUUGUUAGCAUCAACAUCAUUCCAGGGUAGGUUAGAAAAUAUCCGGCAAGGACAGGAUUCUAGUAUUGUCAGUACAAUAUAACACCACCUAAUGUGAUAGAGGCUGAUGAUAUGUUGUCAAGAUAAGAGAUUAUAGCUCGCAUAUCAAUGGCAAAAGAAAAAAAACUAGCAUGACUUAUAUAAAACUGAUCAAGAAUAAAAACAUCAGAUCUUCUGAAAAUUUCUAAGUAAAGAUAGGUUGUCAUAAUGUAAUGAAGAAUUGUUCCAGGCUAAUUACCACAUAUGAAGACAUUGAGUUUAUACCUCUUGUAUAUAAAUCAUUAUAAUAAAUGUUGCUUUGUUGUUAUAUAUUUGCAAUUUCAUAUGUAAAUUUUGGAGGUCAAUGUUAAAUUUUGUACAGAAGAUGUAAUGAUAUUGAGUUUUAACAUUAAUCAUUAUUAAGUAUAUUAUAUUGUAGUAAAGCGUCACUGAAAAGUACCAUGUAUGUAUCCAUCGCUUUAAAUAAUGGAAAUCUUAUGAAAUUUGGAGGGAAACAAAGAAUCACUUCAUUCGCUGAUGAAAAAAUGCAAGACUAUAAUCCAAAAAUAUGUCAACAAAUUAAAAAUUUGAACGUUGAUCUGUUUUAAGGGCAGUCUUUGUUUUAUUGAUAACCGCUCGACUAUAUUUAGUAGUCUCAUAAACCACAUGUUAUUGUUCUGUCACGGAUUAUCACUUUUACACAUCAUGUAUUGUUGUGUUCAUACCAUAUGUAUGUAGGGAAAUUCCAUGUGUGUAUGCACAUGUAAAUCCCCACGACUUCAUGUUUCACAGAUGAAUGUCAGAUAUUCCUUGAUAAUAUGUAUACUAAACAUAUUUUGUUUGUAUGUGUACAUAUAUAUGCUCAUUAUAUUGAAUAUAUCAAUGGAUUUUAUGUUUCCUCACAUGUACAAAAAGUUGCUUCAUAGUUUUUUCUCCGUGUGAGAUUCAUAGCAUUGUGUCAUAUGGUCUAGUGAUUCUUAAGUUUAAUAACACAUUGCUGUAUGUAACAUGAAAUAAUGUCAAUUUUGAAGUAUGUUUCAACAUGUCAUGAAAAAAAAGUGAAAAACUCUAAAGUUUAUCCUCAUUUUGCUUCAGUGUUUUGACAUCGUUUGUUGUGAAUCAUUAAACAAAAUAGGAGUUGUCAUUCCACAUAUCCUGAUGGAGCUUGAAGUUAUUCACAAAAGUCAUAUGUCAAAGGUCUUCUAUGUUUUUCGUGAGAAAGGCACUCCAAACACAUGUAAAAGAUUCUACAUUUGAAAAUCUUAUAGUGAAGUUUGUGUUUUCAUAUAUGAAUUCCAUAUAUAUUUCUGUAUAGUAGUUUUCACAUGUGUGCAAGAGGUCAAAGAUAUCAUCACUAACCAUCAUUAAGCAGAUUUUGAUACAUAAUCUAUACUGUAUAACUUAAAUAUAAUCAGAGAAAAUGAUAGGGCUAACAUUUAACCCCUGACCCCAGGUCUUGAGGUGUAAGUAGUGAACUUUGACCCUGUAGUGCCUGAGUGAGGUCAGCAGGUCUAUAUCUGAGCUGUUGCUGGUGAAAUAGGAUCAAGGGUCAACAUUUAACCCCUGACCCCCAGUAUUGAAGUGUUGCUAGUUAAGUGAGAGUCAAGGGUUCAACAUUUAACCCUUGUCCCAGGGUCCGAGGUGUUGCUAGUUAAGUGAGAGUCAAGGGUUCAACAUUUAACCGUUGUCCUAGGGACUGAGCUAUUGUUAGUUAAGUGAUGGUCAAGGGUUCAACAUUUUAACCUUUGUCCAAGAGACUGAGCUUUUGUUAGUUAAGUGAUGGUCAAAGGUUCAACAUUUAACCCUUACCUUCCAGCUAGCAAAGUGAGGACUGUAAGUUCCACAGGUAUGAUGUGUUGGUAGUGAGGUUAUACAUUUAACCCUUGACCCUCAGUUCUGAGAUGUCAGUAGUGAGGUCAAAGGUUCAAUAUGUAACCCCUGACCCCUCGGUAUGGGAAUAAGAACAUUUAAACCCUGACUUCCAGGUCUGAGUUUUUUUUAGUCAGCUGAGGGUCAUGGGUUUCACUCAUUGUUGUUGAUACUACUCACGUUGUGUAGCACUGUAAUGCUCAUAAAAUAAAUAACUAACAAUAA
Messenger RNA from Pecten maximus, 4919 nucleotides. RefSeq names its product collagen alpha-1(XIII) chain-like. The transcript has 28 exons. The coding region runs from base 204 to 1961 and encodes 585 amino acids. Lineage: Eukaryota; Metazoa; Mollusca; Bivalvia; Pectinida; Pectinidae. The record is from RefSeq and is a predicted model, not a curated record.